This is a messenger RNA of Glycine soja, 1080 nucleotides long. Its product is annotated as protein MAIN-LIKE 2-like. The record is from RefSeq and is a predicted model, not a curated record. Gene Ontology annotation, biological process: meristem development; meristem maintenance. The transcript is spliced from 4 exons. Lineage: Eukaryota; Viridiplantae; Streptophyta; Magnoliopsida; Fabales; Fabaceae. The coding region runs from base 1 to 1080 and encodes 359 amino acids.
AUGGCGGAGGAUGUGGCUGAGGAUGUUCCUCAGUUGCCUGAGGAUGUUCCUCAGUUGGCUGAGGAUGUCCCUGAUGCGUCUGAUGGUAGCCCAGACAGGACAGGAGCUGCCGAUGGUGCUGAGUCUGAUGGAGUGGCUAGUGAUGGGACAACUGCUGAUGAUGAGGGGUUCCCCGGUGGGCCACGCGAUCCAUCGGUUUUGAUAGGAUUUGCUGAUCAUGUCGCACACAACAUAUGGUGUGGACAGAAGCGACUCGAUCUCAAGCUGGUCUCCCAUGGUAGGAGAGUAGAUAAAUUUGGGAGACCGGCUGCUGAGAUCGAAGGUAUGAUUGCGGCCACCGGAUUGGAUCCAUUGAUCAGGUGUUCUGUGAUCACCACUGAUCCUGGACUCAUAUCCGCCUUUGUUGAGAGGUGGCAUAGGGAGACGAGCAGCUUCCACCUCCCAGUAGGGGAGGUGACGAUCGCUCUAGACGACGUUUCGUCGCUCCUGCACAUCCCCAUUACUGGCGUGCUGCAUUCAUUCGGGUCGUUGGCUACAGCUGACGCAGUUGCGCUGUUGACGGAGCUACUUGAGGUCACCCCAGACGAGGCUACAACUAUGACACGUCAGGCAGGUGGGCCUCAUGUUCGGUUGUCCUGGCUUCGGGACAUGUACCAGAGCAUUCAGAGACCUGGCACAGGCAGGGACAUUCUCUUGGGGAGCGGCCGCUUUGGUACACUUGUACGUCAACUUAAUGAGGCGUCGCAGGCCCCUACACGACAAAUGACUGGUUACAUUUCACUACUUCAGUGCUGGAUUUACGAGCACUUUCCAUCAGUCCACAGGUCUGUUGUUGACGAUGGUUAUGCUGAGGCUAGCCUAUGUGCCUGUAGGUGGCUUACGGGUAAGGCCCAGAUGACCGACAUUAAGGGAGCCCCUUACAGAGCACAGAUUGAUGACCUGACAGUCACUGACGUUUGUUGGAUGUCGUAUGCUGAGCAUCGGGGAGUUCGAGGCUAUGAGUUGAUCUCCUCGUACAUGGGGCAAGUCAGAUGGGGUCCGAUCAUCGUCUACCUUCGACCAGAGAGGGUGGUUCGGUAG